AUUAUGGGGACACAAACUGGACAGAAUGACAGAAAGGCCGGUGAAGCCACGACUCACGUCAACCUCACCACAAUUUCACACUUCACAAACACCACAAAAAUACACAACUUUUUUCUAUGUGUAAAGCAAAUAUUUUUUACUAUAAUCUAACACCCUACAACUGUAAGCAAUGUAAUAAACAAAAGUCUAAAAAAUAAUUGUGCUUGCAUGCUUGUGGGUGAUUGAGAUGGAGGGAGUAAUAGCUAUCAGUCCAACCCAAAAGACAAAAAUAGCAAACGGGCACAUCUGUUCUACAGUGUACUGCCUUUGUUUUCAUAUUCAUUUUCUUCCGCAAAGAUGCCCAGAGAAUCUUGGCACCCCAAAAUCAAGUUCCUAAAUAAAUGCUUGACAACACUACUCUUCUUCCCAAAUCUCUGAUUCUACAACCAUACUACACUCGGGCCCCCACAUAUAGAAUUUAAGAAUUUUGCUAACUUUCUUUCUGUGAAUUUUCUUACACAUGUUUCGACCACCUAAGAUUGAUUUUUAAAACCAUAAUUACUGUUAUCACGUCAAUUACUUCAGUAAUAAAACUGCAUGAAAAUUCGCAUCUCAGCUCAAGAAGAACCCACGAGCAACUCACAUGUUCUCGUACCUUAUAAAUAUCAUCCAUUUGUUGCUUCAUAUGUAUGUAUUCACCCUAACACUCGCACGCAACCUGUUUGUUCUAAAUCAGGCAUCUCUUUAGUAUAAGCACCCCAACACCACCACCACCACCAUUUUAAGCUUCUCUUCCCAAGCCCAAGUUGCAAAAUUCCCAGCACAAAAAACUAAACCAGAGAACAAAAAUGGGAACUUCCGUGCGUGUAAAAGAAGCAUCGGUGAUUACACCUUCUGAGCCCACUCCACGCUGCGUGCUCGCUCUAUCAGCGCUUGAUUCGCAACUCUUCCUUCGUUUCACCAUAGAGUAUCUGUUAGUCUACAAGCCCUCCCCUGGGCUGGACCAGCCUAAUACCACGGCUCGUCUAAAAUCGGCAUUAUCCAGAGCCUUGGUUCCCUACUACCCCUUUGCGGGCAGGGUCAGGCCCAAGCCCGAAGGCCCGGGUCUGGAGGUGGUGUGCGCGGCCCAAGGCGCGGUGUUCAUAGAAGCCUUCGCUGUCCGUUACAAGGCCAACGACUUUGAAAAAGCGCCUAAAACAGUUACGCAAUGGAGGCCGUUGUUGUCGCUCCACGUGGCAGACGUGCUCAAGGGAUCCCCGCCGCUGGUGGUUCAGCUGACCUGGCUCGUCGACGGCGCCGCCGCUAUAGCCAUCGGGAUCAACCACUGCCUCUGCGACGGCAUCGGCAGCGCGGAGUUUCUCAACCACUUCGCCGAGUUGGCUAACGAGAGACGCGAGACGAGUUACAUGCGCAUCCAGAAACCGGUUUGGGAGCGUCACCUUCUGAAACCACCUCGCGGGGAGGAGAGGCGGGUGGAUUCAGCCAGUCAUCCCGAGUUUAGCAGAGUCCCGGACCUAUGCAGCUUCAUGAACAAGGUCUCAACCGGGCUAAAACCAACGUCGAUUACGUUCGACAAGACGCGGCUGAACGAGCUAAAGCGAGUGGCGCAGUGCACGAGCGAAGACGGCGAGGCGGCGCGGUACACUUCGUUCGAGGUACUGGCGGCGCACGUGUGGAGAAGCUGGGCGAGAGCGAUAGGGUUUCCGGGGAACCAGAAACUAAAGCUGGUUUUCAGUAUAAACGUGCGGAACCGUUUGAAGCCGGGUUUGCCCGAAGGGUAUUACGGGAACGCGUUUGUUUUAGGGUGUGCGGAGACGAGUGCGAGGGAGUUAGAAGAGAAAGGGGUGGGGUUCGGGUCGGGUUUGGUGAAGCGGGCGAAGGAGAGGGUGGGGAAAGAGCACGUGAGGGAGGUGAUGGAGUGGGUGUGGGAGAGGAAAGGGUGCCCCGACCCGGUUGGGGUGUUGAUAGUGUCGCAGUGGUCGAGGCUAGGGUUGGAGAAUAUUGACGUGGGUUUGGGAAAGGCUUGGCACGUGGGACCCGUUUGCUGCGAUAGGUACUGUUUGUUCUUGCCGGUGAGAGAUGAGUGUGUUAGUGUGAAGGUCAUGGUCGCUGUCCCCACUUCCGCCGUUGACAAUUACCACCUUUUCAUGCGUUCCUCUCACCUCUGACUCAUCACUUCUUCUUCAUUUCUACUACUAUAUAUGCUUAUUCUCUCAUUCUAUCAUCUACUUCAAUUUUUGACCCUUUUUACGCUAAUCUGUAACCAAAAACACAUUGUCUUAUGUAUGCAUGCCAUAUCUCCAAUUUUACUUCUUUCUCGGAUACUCCAACGCUACCACCUAAUUUCAAUUUUAAGGAUUUAAAUAACAUACUACAAUCCUUUUAGAUUGACCCA
This is a messenger RNA of Vigna radiata var. radiata (mung bean), 2374 nucleotides long. Its product is annotated as omega-hydroxypalmitate O-feruloyl transferase. Bases 828 to 2147 code for a protein of 439 amino acids. Lineage: Eukaryota; Viridiplantae; Streptophyta; Magnoliopsida; Fabales; Fabaceae. The record is from RefSeq and is a predicted model, not a curated record. The transcript has a single exon.